AUGCCUCUAUCUCUAGCAGACGAUGUAGCAUGCGGGAGCGAGGAGCACCUGCUGGGCCUCUUCGAGGCUGUCAGCGAUCGGUGGCAGCUCCCGGAGCUUGAAAUCUUGGAGGACGCCCAGUAUUGUGUCUAUGGCCCCGAGGAUCACUUCGAUUGGCACCAGGACCAGCCAGAUGUGGCGCCGCCACCUGCCCGGCGCCUCUCCCUAGUCGUGAUGCUCUCGGCACCUGGUGACUUUUCUGGAGGUGACCUGGAGCUCAACACAACUGGCAUUGUGCGACCGGGGCUUCUCGCGGGGGAUGCCAUCAUUUUCCCUUCGGAGACCGUGGAGCAUCGAGUUGCCCCCGUCGAAGCAGGAAUGCGACAGACUCUGGUCUGCUGGGCUUAUGAUGCGGCAUAG
This is a messenger RNA of Symbiodinium necroappetens, 399 nucleotides long. The record is from the annotation of a GenBank genome assembly. NCBI's taxonomy places the organism in Eukaryota, Dinophyceae, Suessiales, Symbiodiniaceae.